UGGAGCAGGAGGAGGGGGGACUUCUCUCUGCCUUGUGCCCGCCGCCUGGUGCGCCAUACCCGGAUCCACUGCGCACACUUGCUCCCUCGUCUCCAGAGCGGCAAGGCGCACUGCUUUGGAGAGACACAGAACAGACACGAGGAUGAGGGAGGAGGAAGAAGACAUGGAAGCGUACAUCUCCUCCGCGCUUCUACGGACCACUUAACGAACUUUUAGAGCCAAUGUUACGGAGAAUUUCACCAACUUCGAGGUUACAAGGAUGUACUGCUCGGAUGGAAGAGCCCCAGCCGCUAGUUUGACGCUCCUGUUGGGAAUAACGUGGCUCUCCGUCCUCUGCGACUUCACCCACUGCUCCUCCGACUUAUCAGGCUACCUGUCCAAAGUCCUGCGUAACUACACGGAGAAGGCGUGUGACGGCAGCCUGCUGUCCCUCACCUGUCCCCCCCGCACCACCAUCACGGUCCAGUCUGCCUUUUACGGUCGCAGGGGCCCGUCUGACCCUCACCACUGCCCCCCGUCCUACCAGGCUCUGCUGGGGUACUACAACCAGCAGGAGGAUGAGCGCCUCUGCUCCAUGUCCACCGCUUUGCAGAAGAUGCUGGCUGAGUGUCAGGACAGGAGGAGUUGUCAGGUGCUGGUUCACAGUCGUGUGUUUGGGACAGACCAGUGUCCCGGGCGGAGCAAGUACCUCAUGGUGUGGUACAAGUGCAGACCCAAUGAGUACAAGUCCAAGGUGGUGUGUGAGGAGGAGCGGAUGAGGCUGAGCUGUAAGAGGGGCAUGCAGAUCGCUGUCUACUCCGCCAUGUUUGGACGCACGCAGCAGGGGGCGCUGGAGUGUCCCACCUACCACCGGAGGGCCCCCUCAGUCGACUGCCAGUCCGCAGUGGCUCUGCAGGUGCUCACGUCUCGUUGCCAGGGGAAACAGAGAUGCCUAGUCCCCGCCUCCACGCACGACUUCGGGGAGCCAUGUUACCCAGGGACUAGGAAGUACCUCAGUGUCAUCUACACCUGCGUCCCGAAGAAGCUGCUGCAGGAGGAGCCCCGCCCCCCGGUGUAUGCCCCGCCCCCCAGUGCCCAUGACCCUAACAUAGUGGGAGACAGUGCCCCCCCAGAGGGCAGCUCCGUCAGGACAGACCGGGGCAUCAGCAGCACCAGUGAGGAGAAGCCCACCGUUACAGAGCGGGAAGGGGGGCACAGGCCAGACAUGAACCCCAUCAUCAACUCCACCUCCAGUCCAGGGAUGCCGCUCAUCAGCAACGCCCUGGCAGCUUACACAUAUGUAUCAGACCACCCGGAGCGAGCCGCACUGUUCUUCGUCAUCGGCAUCUGCCUGGGGCUCUUCCUCACGCUCUUCGCCCUGGUGCUGCAGAUCUCGUGCCGCACCGACUGCCCGCCCCGACAGCAGCGCCCCCCGGUGAAAAAACGCGGCGGGCGCCCCCUGGACACCUCCACCGACUCCAGCGACUCGGACUCGGAUUGGGACACCGCCUCCGACCUGUCCGCGCGCAGGCACCGGCGCUUCGAACGCACCCUCAACAUGAACGUUUUCACCUCCGCCGAAGAGCUGGAGAGAGCACAGAGACUGGAGGAGCGCGAGAGGAUUAUCAGAGAGAUUUGGAUGAACGGACAGCCAGACAUACCAGGGACCAGGAGUUUGAACCGAUAUUAUUGAUUUUUGUUUCAAUGUUAUUGCUUUUUGUGCAUUGAACCAUCCUCCAAUGCCACUGUCAGGAGCAGUGUGCGACCGCAGUGCAGCACCCGGGGGAAAUUUGCUGGAAUACCUAGCUGGAGGAUCCGCGAUUAGCCUACUGUGCAUGUUUUAAGAUGAGUGCCAGCUACAUACAAGGAGAACACACCCCACGCAAAGGUCCCACGCACUCCAGGAUACGAACCACAGUGGUAAAGUGGGAAACCACAGUGCAGCACCUGGGGAACCUUCUUCAAAUCGGGGUAAAUUGGCGGGAAUACCCAGAUGGGUGCAUGUUUUAGGUGCUAGUGGAAAACUCAUCCAGACACGAGGAGAACAUGCAAACUCCACACAGAAAGGUCCAGAGAGCUCCAGGAUUUCAAGUGGACGACUAUAUUCCAGUACCCGGGGAUCCUUGUCCAAAUCUGGUUAAUUUAUCGGAGUACCUAGCUGAAGGAUUAGCGAUUAGCCUACUGUGCAUGUCUGAGGUACCUGCGUAGAACCCAUCCAGACAUAAGGAGAACAUGCAAGCUCAGCCCUGCCUGCGCACUCCAGGAUUCCAGGACCAUGUUGUUGCGUGGUGGACGAGCUAACCAUUCUCCCAACUAUGCGACUUGCGUUAGAAAAAGCAAUAACUUUAUAUGCAAAAUGUGCUGUGACGUCGGACCAGUCAAGGAAUUGUAUGCAAUUUUCACCAACGAUAAAAACUUGAACUCGUAUGCUUAGCCCAUCUUGCUAGGAAAUGCUAACAUAUAUGCUAACGUAAAUGCUAGGAAAAGCCAUUUGCUGCGGUAGGGAUGGUUUUGAAGUGGGGAUUUGUGAACAAAAGCUAUAUAUAUAUUAAACAGUUGCUGAAGGACUAUAGGAGAAAAAAGCUUUUAUUUGAAAGGCAGCUCAAAAUGGACGCCAGUAUUCAGAACGUUUUCGACAAUCGCUCCACAUGCUGCCUUAUGAACUCAAACCAAACUGGGGAUUCUUCUCAGCCCAUAUAUAAAGUCUAUUUUAUAAUAUUUAAUAGUUUAUUGUGUAUUUUUGAGCUCUUGUAUGGUUUAUUAUGAAAUAUUUUUAUACUUGGCAAAGGUUGUCCGGCACCUCAGGGACGCAAUCCUAGUGUUUGUUUUUGAUUCAUAUUUUUGCUUCCUAUAGACCCUUUAAAAUGCUGUGUGAUUGGAAUGUUCAAAAUUCCAAGAUGGAGAUAACUGGAGGCAAGUGAGGUAGACUAUAAUAUGUUUUCAAUGAUUAACAUCUAAAUGCUAAUAAUUUGAAGUCUUUGUAACAAAAAAUAAACAACCAUUUUGAAU
Molecule: messenger RNA, 2988 nt
Organism: Periophthalmus magnuspinnatus
Lineage: Eukaryota; Metazoa; Chordata; Actinopteri; Gobiiformes; Gobiidae
Gene: eva1aa
Product: protein eva-1 homolog A
Exons: 8
Coding region: 260-1672 (470 amino acids)
Molecular function (GO): carbohydrate binding
Source: RefSeq, a predicted model, not a curated record